AUGGCUAACAAUAAUUAUCUUAAGAGAGAACCUGGUCUCACUUAUUAUGGUACAGGUUAUGAUCCUUAUAGUGGUUAUGAGAACAUUGAAAACUACGGUUCUGUUUAUCAGCCGACUGGACGAGAAUAUCCAUUUGGUUACGGUUUUACUAAUGGACCAACUUCUGGAACAGAAGAUAUUCGUUUGGGUGGUCUUGGACAACAAGGCAUUAGUAGAUACGGUUAUAUGUAUCCAACAAAUUUUAAUCCAGUGCUCGAACCUGGCUUUGGUGGAUCCAAAGUGCGUCGCAUCUAUAUGCCUAAUCAUAUAGUAAAUGCACUACAAAAUCUACUGCAACAAAGUGGUGCACGCAUGAACCCUUUCAUAGGCGGUUUAGGAGGAUCUGGCUUCCCACAAAUACCUAUAAUGCCAUUACCAUACUCUCAAAUUGGUUCGAAUUAUUGGCCAAUGCCUUAUCAAGCACCAUCGAUUUUUCCACAAGUACCUUUUCCCAUUCCUUGCCCUCCUCCUAUGAUUCAACCAAUUAUGCCUCAAAUACCUAUGCCCUACAUGCCGAUGAUACCUCAGAUACCAAGUCAACAACCGAUGCCCUAUCCAUUGAUCAUGCCCCAAAUACCGAUUCCAACACCUUUAAUACCUGUUCCAUCUAUCAUUCCUAAAGUACAAUUCGGACCUCCUCCUAUGUCAUAUCCUUCAAUGUUUCCUUCAACACCAAAUGUACCAUUUGUCAUGCCUUGUCCUUCAAUGAUACCUCAAAUACCAUUCCCACCUCCACCACCAAUCGUGCAUCAGCAAAUACCAAUGCCUAUUCCUUCACCAUUGCCUCCGAUGGUACCACAACAGAUCAUGUAUCCACCUCAGAUACCAAUGAUACCACAACAACAAUUUUUUCCACAAAAUAUUCCUAACGGUUUUGGUGGAGCUCCUUUCUAUGGAGGUUUCAGCCAAGGAUUUCCUCAGUGUGGAAGUCUUAAUAGCUACGGUGCAUUGCCAAGUAUUGGUGCUAAUAUAUUGCCGAGCUUCAGUGGAAGCUGUCAACCAGGAUUCAUUCAAUCUGGGCUUCCAAGUUAUGGAGGAUAUGUCCAACCAGGACUUCCAGGAUAUGGAGGCUAUGUUCAGCCUGCGUUCCCAGGAUAUGGAGGAUAUAAUCAGCCUGCAUAUCCAGGAUAUGGAGGAUAUAAUCAGCCUGCAUAUCCAGGAUAUGGAGGAUAUAAUCAGCCUGCAUAUCCAGGAUAUGGAGGAUACAAUCAGCCUGUAUAUCCAGGGUAUGGAGGCUGCAAUCAGCCUGCGUUCCCAGGGUAUGGAGGAUAUAAUCAGCCUGUAUAUCCAGGGUAUGGAGGCUGCAAUCAGCCUGCGUUCCCAGGAUAUGGAGGAUACAGUCAGCCUGGACUUCCAGGAUAUGGAGGCUACAACCAGUCUAUGUUCCCAGGAUAUGGAGGAUAUAAUCAGCCUGCAUAUCCAGGGUAUGGAGGAUACAAUCAGCCUGCGUUCUCAGGAUAUGGAGGAUAUAAUCAGCCUGGAUAUUCAGGAUAUGGUGGAUUCAAUCAGUUAUCGUAUGCUAAUUACAACCAAGCAGGAUUCUGCCAUCCCAGUCUUUCAGGAUACGGUAGUUUUAGUCAAUUCCCUCAAGGAGGUUGGAAUCAACCAGGAUAUGGUGGCUUCAAUCAACAACCUUUUGGUAACUUCAGUCAGCCAGCAUUCGCUGGAUUCAAUCAGCAACCUUAUAAUGGCUUUGGGCAAUAUGGACUCGCAGCAUAUUGUCCAUCAGGAUUUUUUAAUAACGGUCAACAAUCCUGCGGUGAUUUUAAUCAACCAGGAUUCAAUAGAUUUCCUCCAGCUCAACCACAAUUCACCAAUACUUACCCACAACAAUCAUCAUUCAAUGCCGGUCCACAACCACCAUCAUUCAAUGCCGGCCCACAGCCACCAUCAUUCAAUGCCGGUCCACAACAGGCAUUCAAUAGUUGUCAGGCAACUAACAUGAAUAUAUCAAAUGGUCCACCAGCGUUUAAUGUUACAUCAUCGUUAAAUGGUCCAUCAUUAGGCAGUGUUCCCUGUCAGCCACCUGUUUUACCACCAGCUAGCAACUUGUCUCCGGUGACUCAGGCGCAAUUCGGGCCCUUUCAAGGUAGAACUGGACGAGUAACAAUUGUAUGUUGUGCUAUUCCUUCAUAA
Rotaria socialis is the source of this 2175-nucleotide messenger RNA. The record is from the annotation of a GenBank genome assembly. Lineage: Eukaryota; Metazoa; Rotifera; Eurotatoria; Philodinida; Philodinidae.